UCCGGCCGUCGUGCGUGGGAGAGUUUGCUUUGUUCGUGUGCGGUGCAUUUCGCUGUCGUUCCCAGUCGCCGCGGAUUCCUCCCGCACUUUUGCCACUAUCGCGUCUGCCUUGUGUGCUCGGCGUUGCACUGUCGGAGCUUCCAUUGAUGAAUUUUUCAGUGGUUCCGAGGAAAUUCCUGCGUUCGCCCUGGAAGAGUGCCCGCGCCAGCGGUCGUAGUGCCCCGGAGCCGUUCUAGUGUGUGAUGUUAUUCAAAUUGGGAACGUUGCAUGGCCUUUUCGGAUAAUAGUUGUGAAUAAAUAAUGAGUGGAGUGAAGGUGGAGAGUGCUCGCCAGUGAAGUUAGAAAUAGUCGAGAAUUGUUGGCGAAAUGAAGUUGCUUGUGGCGGUGCUGGCGGCGAUGCCGCUGAUGCUUCGCCUGCCGCGCUGCGAGGGUGCCCAGCGGUACGAGAGCUCGCCCGGCGAAGUCGUGUCCGCGUCAGACAUGUUCCCGCCGCACAACCGCUGCGAGCCCAUCACGCUGUCCAUCUGCAAGGAUAUCCCCUACAACAUGACCAUCAUGCCCAACCUGAUCGGACACACGCGCCAGGAGGAGGCCGGCCUGGAAGUGCAUCAGUUCGCGCCGCUCGUCAAGAUCGCCUGCAGCCCCGACCUGCAGCUGUUCCUGUGCUCGCUCUACGUUCCCGUGUGCACAAUCCUCGAGGAACCCAUCCCGCCGUGCCGCAGCUUGUGUGAAUCGGCUCGCACUUGCGAGGGGCUGAUGCGCCACUACGACUUCCAGUGGCCCGAGAACCUGGAGUGCUCCAAGUUCCCGCAGGCGGGCACCGACGUCCUUUGUGUCGCCCAAAACAACAGCGGAACCACCCCGUCCCCCAUCCGGCACAACACGCCGCGGAUCGUCAAUCCAAGGAAACACCCCGAGUCAGGACCGUAUCGCAACAUCGGAUUCGUCUGUCCCGUGCAGCUGAAGACGCCCUCGGGGAUGGGAUACUCCUUGAAGGUUGGCGGAAAGGAGACGGACGAUUGUGGAGCUCCUUGCCAUGCAAUGUUCUUCCCGGAGAGCGAACGCACGGUGCUUAGAUACUGGGUUGGAUCAUGGGCGGCGGUGUGCGUCGCUAGUUGCUUAUUCACGGUGCUAACUUUUCUAAUAGAUUCGUCGCGUUUCCGCUACCCCGAACGUGCCAUAGUGUUUCUCGCCGUUUGCUAUUUGGUUGUCGGUUGUGCUUACGUCGCAGGUCUGGGUGCGGGUGAUUCGGUCGCGUGUCGCGAACCUUUUCCGCCGCCAAUUCGGUUGGGACGCCUCCAAAUGAUGUCGACAAUAACACAGGGACAUCGUCAGUCAACCUCGUGUACGGUCCUCUUCAUGGCACUUUACUUCUGUUGUAUGGCUGCAUUCGCAUGGUGGUCAUGUCUGGCACUAGCCUGGUUCCUUGCAGCUGGACUCAAGUGGGGUCACGAAGCCAUUGAAAAUAAGUCGCAUCUCUUCCAUUUAGCCGCCUGGGCGAUACCAGCCCUUCAGACGAUUUCAGUUUUAGCGUUGGCCAAAGUAGAAGGUGACAUCCUCUCCGGCGUCUGCUUUGUAGGCCAACUCGACACCCAUUCACUCGCUGUCUUCCUCCUGUUGCCACUAUGCAUUUACCUGUCCAUCGGAGCGCUGUUCCUCCUCGCUGGAUUCGUCUCCCUCUUCCGUAUACGCACUGUCAUGAAAACAGACGGCAAAAGAACUGAUAAGCUUGAACGACUCAUGAUAAGAAUCGGGUUCUUCAGUGGCCUAUUUAUCCUGCCAGCGCUAGGCUAUUUAGGAUGCUUGUUCUACGAGUACUACAAUUUUGACGAGUGGAUGGUCCAGUGGAAUGAGGACAUGUGCAAGAUAUUUUCGAUACCCUGUCCUCUGCCUAAUCCAAAUGGCGAUUCGAGGCCUGUGUUCCAAAUUUAUAUGGUGAAAUACUUGUGUUCGAUGUUAGUCGGGGUCACAUCCAGUGUGUGGCUCUAUUCUAGCAAAACAGUAGUUAGCUGGCGAAUGUUUAUCGAACGUCUUCAGGGCAAAGAGCCACGAUCCCGGGGCCAGGCCUACGUUUAGCCCCAUUCAUUUAGUUUUGUAAGCAACAGCAUGACGUCGAUGAUGAGGUUGGUAAUGACUUGAAAGAGGACUCCAAAAGAAGAGUUGCAGCCAUGCUCCCCGAAUUGAACCAAAACGUUGCACAUACGAAUAAAGUUUUUUAUUUUUCGCAACACAUACAAUAGUACUAAUAAGCGAUAACUUUCGUUCUUGUAUUCUAAUUACUUUUUAAAUUACAUCUCAUAAGUCCCUUUAUCAUAGUUCGGCAUGAAUGACUACAACCGCGCGGUUAUGCGCGGAAUAACAGGUGAAUGUGAAUGUGGCUUAAUGAAUGAUGUUUUGUAUACAUUAGGCUCUGUUGCUGCGUAUGUUUGUUCGUUCGCUUUAAGAUUAAUGAAGAAAAAGAAAAAAAAUAUAAAAAAUGAACAGUAAAUAUUAGAACGAGAAAAUGUACGAUAAAUUGCUCAUUGUGCUCAGGUAUUAUUAUGUUCUUCGGUUUCACUACACCUUCCCUACCUUCGCUUCUUCCUCCCCUUAAGUUCGUUCCAAUGAGCUUUAGAUGUGCCCAGCCAUAGAAUGUACGGAAACCCAACCAUGUUUUAAUCGAUGAGGAAUAUGAAAGGUCAGUACGGAAAGUAAUUUGAGUAUUAUUCCAUUUUGCUUCGCCGAUACAAUUACCAGAUGGAAUCGUCUACGGGAGGUAAUGGAAAUAUUCGAGAUUACGAGAAAAGAAGUUGCACAAACUCAAUACUUACAGUAAUUUUUCCGCUAAAACUGUUGCCAAAAAUACGUAGCCUCCGCAGCGAAGUCGACUUUUCUACUACAUAUUUCAUCUGAUUUGUACAUAGUAUUGACAUUAGUCAGAGGUUUCUAGCGGAUCCUCGACAUACGUAUAAGAACGAAAAACACUAAUAAAUUUAGAUAUAGAUAUCCGUUGUAACCAGCGAAACUGACAAGCAGAGAUAGUUGCUGGCGAGUGCAUUAUUUCGGGAAAUCGGCUUGCCAGCUCCGAAACUACAAGCUUUUCCUAUUCAACAAAAUAUGUUAUAUAUAUUUGUAUAUUAUUUAUACAGACGCCUGUUCAACUCAUUUUUAAAUCUGUAAUUUGUAUGUAUAGCGAUAGGUUGGAAUAAUAAGUUGAAAUUAUAUACAGUGUAAGUAGUUACGAUAUACGCUUAAGUAAUGUUAGUCUUCAAGCAGAAUAGGAAAUUCUAACGAGAAAUUUGUAGCUUCUAAACGACGUUUUCACUUAAUUUGCAGAGUAACCGAAAUUACUUUUGUAAGUCUUAUUUUUGAAAAAAAAAACAUAAAUUAUUGUAGCAAGCGCUACUGAGUAUUAUGUUCAUUUUAUAUACCGUAAAAAUUUAUUAUUAGGCAAAAUAUAUUGAAAUUAUGAGAAAUAUAAUAAAAUUUACGUGUAAAGACUGAAA
This is a messenger RNA of Hermetia illucens (black soldier fly), 3485 nucleotides long. It is a transcript of the gene fz, whose product is annotated as frizzled. The transcript has 5 exons. Gene Ontology annotation, cellular component: plasma membrane. Lineage: Eukaryota; Metazoa; Arthropoda; Insecta; Diptera; Stratiomyidae. Gene Ontology annotation, molecular function: Wnt receptor activity; Wnt-protein binding. Bases 367 to 2076 code for a protein of 569 amino acids. Gene Ontology annotation, biological process: non-canonical Wnt signaling pathway; canonical Wnt signaling pathway. The record is from RefSeq and is a predicted model, not a curated record.